AUGGGCCUUUUCAAGUCGCCAAACCAAUCUUCUGCGCCAGGCGUACUGCCUCGAUCCCAGACGGGUCAGUCAAUUCGAGGCAAGAUAUCAGGCCCGAUUCCCAUUCCUACCCCCUCCGACGACGAGUUCCCCAUGCGCAACCCCGGCACCGGUAUCGCAACGCCUUUGGCCGCCGCCGCCGACAUGAAGGAACAGCAGUUGCUUCCUCCGCAGGCCGAACCCAGGGCCGGUUCGAUUGUCUCAGUCGUCCAUCCUGAAGUGACACCCGCCCCGCGGACGGACUCGGUAGUUGCUCCUGCAAGAUCAGCCCGCUCUCGCUCUGCAUCCCCUCCUGCAUCUACCACACAUGGCAACUCGCCGCAGUCGCAGAGGAGAACAAAUAUCUCCACCAAUCUGCGCUACUCUGCCGUGAGCGCAUCAUCCGAACAAACUGGCGAGAGUCGCGACCGGCCCCAGCGCAAAAAGUCGACUUUGCGCGGUGCGCUUGGGAAACUUUUUGGCCGCAAGAAGAAGACGGGAAGUCGAGGUUCAACCGACUCGCAACGCAUAUCGACUUACAACGCGUCGAACCAACACAAGAGUCAGGACCUUUCCGCGUUAAGCCGAGUCACCGAAGCCGAACCAAAGCGAUCGGUAUCUUUGCCGGUCACCGAGUACGACAGAGCAUUAAGGUCUCACUCUAUUGGGCUUCAUGAUAUCACUGCCAUUGAAAGCGCGCGCAAUUCGAUCAACGUUGAUCUAUCUGUGCUGGGCCAUAGGAGGGCUGCGACCGCUACCGCUAGCCAGAUAUACUCGGCGCCGUUCAGAGGUCGUGAAGGUGAAUUUGCAGGUCUUUCGCCCCGUCCAGCAAGCACUCACGUGCGCGGGAGUCGCCUUUUUGCCGAUAACGACGAUCCCGAGGCAAUUGGGCGAGCAAUCACCAGUGAUAUAGGCCAAAAGCGACGGUCCAGGAGCCUCAGUGGUCUCCAGAGCAAUGAGAUUCGCGCUGAUCUCCGACGCAGAAGCGACGAGAUCCGAUACUGGAGAGAAAGUUACGUGCCUACUUUCAUUGCAUCUCCGACAUCAUCUAACCCUCCGGACCACGAACAUCAAUUCGCAGGCGUGGGCUCCGAGGGCAUGCCGGAUUCGCCAGUGGAGCAAGGACAACAGACGGUGCACACGCCGCCUCAGCCAUUCUCCUUUGGCAACCUGACUCACAUGAAUGUCAUGGCUGGCAUGAAGAUCACACAGGCAGCCAGUAUCGAAACACGUAUAGAUGCGCUCGAAGAGAGGAUGCACCGCAUGGAAGAUGUUGUAACGCAACUCUGCAAUUCGGUUCCUGGUUUCCAGACGCACGCCAACCCACCACGCCGUCCUGCACCCUCUAUCCCAGAUUCCAAUCCGUCCUCUCAGACGACGACUACGGCAGUCAACCCGGUGCUUCAACAGGUGUUGCGUCAGGAUGCAUAUGCGUCCUCAUACAGCAGCUCUGCGCACUCUAACAGACCGAUGUCGAACUCCACUCUCCGAGGCGUAACCAGCUUGCCUGCGAUAUCGCAUCUUGAGACGAGCAGAACGAUAGGAACGUUCACGGCAGAUCAUUACACGACGCUUCUCGCACUUUUAGAGACGGAAAGAGCCUCCAGGCAAGCCCUCGAGUCUCAAGUAAAGAAGUUAACAAGGCGCGUGAACAUGUAUUCAGGGCCCGGCGGCCAUGGUCGCAUCUCCUUGCAGAUGGAGCCGCCACCAACGGCCAAGUCUUUUGGCAGCGUUUCGGCAUUCGACCGCGACUCGUCCGACGACGACGCCUUUUCCAGGAAUCAACGGUUCUUGGCCGAAGACUCGGGCGUUGGGACUGGUCUUGGAGACGAUGACUCGUAUUCGGAAACUUUUGCGACGCCAAAGGAAGAGUACCCGUACGGUUACGGCGCGUUUGGAGAAGAAUUACGCGACGAAAUCGAAGAUCCUCAACGCAAGAAGGCAGCCAGGACCUUGUCUCUGAGCCAGAUGACGUUGAGCAAGAAGACUUCCAACACGGCGGUACGAAUUUGA
Molecule: messenger RNA, 2031 nt
Organism: Colletotrichum navitas
Lineage: Eukaryota; Fungi; Ascomycota; Sordariomycetes; Glomerellales; Glomerellaceae
Exons: 2
Coding region: 1-2031 (676 amino acids)
Source: RefSeq, a predicted model, not a curated record